CUCUCUCCCCAUGAAUCAGGGGAUCACACGCUACUAAAUUAACAAUGGAAACCUCAGGACUAAGGACACCAUGUUCCCUUCUGGCUCUGGUUCUGCUCUCAGCACUGGUGCUGACUCCAACCCUGGCAAUUGAAGUUUACACCGAUCGAGAGGUCUAUGGGACCGCGGGCUCCAGGGUGACCUUGUCCUGCUCAUUCUGGUCAAGCGAAUGGAUCUCAGACGAUAUCUCCGUCACUUGGCACUAUCAGCCCGACCACAGCCGCGAAAUGUAUUCGAUAGUCCACUUUGCCAAGGGUCUAUCUUCCAUUGAUGCUGGGAUCUUCAAAGAUCGUAUCGAAUGGGUGGGCUCCCCAAAAUGGAAGGACGCCAGCAUUGUGGUGCACAACCUGGAGUUAACUGACAACGGCACUUUCACCUGUGAUGUGAAGAACCCACCCGAUGUGGUGGGAAAGUCUUCCUAUGUCCACCUUCAGGUCCAAGAGAAAGGUCCUGCUCGUGCUGGGCUGAUUCUGGGGAUCAUAAUUGCUGUUGCCCUGGCCUUAGUCAUUGUGGUGACAAUCCUCAUCCUGCUCAUUCGAUACUGCUGGUUAAGACGAAAGGCCCGAGUACAGAGGGAGCUUAGUGCACUUGAGAGGGGAAAAUUACACAAAGCAAAAGAUUCAUCCAAACGCAGUAGCAGACAGACCCCGAUUCUCUAUGCCAUGCUAGACCAAACCAGAGGCAAAUCAAGCGAGAAGAAGGCCAAGGGCGGCAUCGGCGACUCCCGCAAAGAUAGGAAAUAGCAAUUAGCAGGCAGGGAAGGUACACAGAAGGCAGAAGAAGAGUCCCCCCGCAGCUCCAAAGUGGUCUACACCAUCGAGAUGGAGCUGAAGGGGGACGAAGAAGGGGAUCAGCCCCACAGAGCCGCUGUAAAGUCCCCCAGCAAAAACAGCCUCAAAAACGCCUUAAAGAACUUAAUCAAAAGCGAUUCCGAGAAACAAAACUAAUUAAAAUCGAAGCAGUGGGGGCUUGGGAGUGGGAUGAUGCUGCGUCGGACAUUCUAGUAACAUGGAUAAGCUUUGCCCAAAGCCCAAUGGCUCCUAGCGACCAUUCAGGUGUUUGCUUUCAUUAUCCUAACUGCACUAGACAAAAGCUAACUGCUGUUUGGUUGCUAUGGGUUACUGGACUUGGGCAAACCAUUCCCAUGUUAUCAAAGUUCCCAGGUAACCUUUUAAGUUCUAAAAUGACUAUUUCCAUCAAAAACUUUCUGGCAAAACCCCAACAUUUUUGGUUCAUUUACAUUGAUUCUAUUCCUCUAUAGCAUUUUCUUAUUCCCUCUGCUUUCCACACUCCCAAAUCCCCACUGCUCACACGGCGCGGCUAAUGCCUUCAGUAACCUGUUUUGUGUCACGCGAGCAUAGACCAUCAGGUACCUUUCCCUGCGGGAAACGAGCAAGAACAUUCCGAGAAAACAAGGAUUAACGUAGGACUCCUCUGGGAUACAGGGAAACCCAACUUAUCACUGCAGGAGUGACUGCAAUGCAAUAGAAUGCAAGUUCAUUUGCAAGGUCAACCCAAUGGGACCUCAAGCAUACAUACUGAAAUAUUGAUGUGAUCAAGGCACCAGGUGGGGAAAUCAUUACUUUUGGUCAGACUUAAGGAACAGCAGGUUAUUCUAAUGUUCUCUAAGCUUGUGUUGGCUUUAGGUAGACCCAUUGGGUUCCUGAUAGUAGAUACAGACCAUCUGCUAAUUCUCUGAUGAUCUUGAUCAUAUAAAAUAUUAGUUACCCUCAAGCUUCCCUUAGCUCUUUCUUAUGCAAACAUCAUGGGAUUUGUGGUCUUGCAAUGAUGGGUGGACAUAGAGUCUUGCCAAGUUAUGCAGGGUCAUAAUACCAUCAAGGAAGAUGAAGACCAUUGGGUAUAAUGGUAUUAAUAACUUACCCCAAUAAAUAAGUCAUGCCUUGUGAGUGCUAUACCCUGCUCUUGGUUAAGAUGCCAUGUUGCCCUUCAAAACCCACCCUUAGGCGGUGGUAUAUGUACAAGUAUUGCCUUUACCGCCUCUCUCCAGGGCAAUAUUUCUACGGUUUUAACUUCUCCUCUCCAUUAUUGAGGGAAGAAGAAGACUUUAACUGUAUCUCCAUUAACUUCAAGGCUGCUAACGAGGCCUCGCUUUCUCUUAAGCGCCAUCCGGCAAUGAAGUUAAAGAGAGACCCACAAGGAAGGCUUUAGAUCCCAUGAUGCCAACCACACAAGGGCUAAGGGUAGCGGAGUGGGAAUAUAUUACUUAAUUCUUCCCUGAUUCCUCAAUUCUUCUUCUUGAGUUCUCUGCAGGCCUCAAGUCUGGAGUCCAUGUAGUUUAAUAAACACUAUUGGUGUCCGUCCUAAAUACGUCUUCUUUUUCCAUGGUGCUGCACUGUAAGUGUUUUUUAGGCCAAGCAAUGGAGACAAAAAUGAAGUUCCUUGGUUUAGAAUGUAUGAAACAAAGACUCUUUAUGUUUUGUACCCCCGUUAUCAUUAAAUAUUAACCACCUUGACAUCUUUUUCUAUUAUUUUCAAUGGCAUUGUAUCUCUCUCUCUAUAUAUAUUUUCUAUAUUGUUUCUUCCGUAGCCUAUUCAUUUGCUCAAACCAAACUUGACGUUCAGAAGCUGCAGAGGCUUCUGGGCCCUGUCUUCUCCAUGUUCUUCUAGAACAAUACUUAGACAUCCAAUUAAAUUUGAGAUUUACCCAGUUGGCCUAGAUAAAUCCUAAUGGGGUGCCAAGGUAUUACCAACAGGCAGAUCCCAAGGAAUCCCCCAAAUUACUGAUAUUUUCUCAAUAUGCUCCAAAUAAGAACGUCUAUAGCCCAUGAUAUCUCGCCUGUCCCUUCUAUUUCUAUAUAUGUGUAUACAAUGUAUAUAAAUGAAAGUUUGAAAAUGUAUAUGCCAUGUACCCCUCACCCCCUUUCCGUUUGCAGAAAACCCACCAUCGACAUUAAAAAUCUUAAUAAAGACUUACUUCUGGGGAAAAAAAA
This is a messenger RNA of Xenopus laevis (African clawed frog), 2990 nucleotides long. RefSeq names its product myelin protein zero S homeolog (gene mpz.S). Gene Ontology annotation, biological process: myelination. The transcript has 6 exons. Lineage: Eukaryota; Metazoa; Chordata; Amphibia; Anura; Pipidae. The record is from RefSeq and is marked reviewed. Gene Ontology annotation, cellular component: plasma membrane; membrane.